AUGGAUAAGUUGGUUGAGUUGUACAUUAGAGAAGUAGUCAGACUGCAUGUGGUGCCAGAUACCAUCAUAUCAGACAGGGAUCUGAGAUUCACUUCUCGUUUUUGGCAGUCUCUACAGGCAGCUUUGGGAACUCAAUUACGAAUGAGUUUCACGUAUCAUCCUCAAAUAGAUGACAAAAGUCAUACGCAGAUAAGAGGAGGUGAAUUUGAGGCAAAGGAUCAUGUGUUCCUCAGAGUCACGCCAACUGCUGGUAUCGAAAGAGCUAUCAAAUCAAGGAAGUUAACUCCGAGAUUUGUUGGGCCAUAUCAAAUUUUGAGGAGAAUCAGCACCGCGGCAUAUAAGAUUGCCCUGCCACCACAUUUGGCGAACUUGCAUAAUGUAUUUCACGUUUCUCAGUUGAGAAAAUACAUAACAAGUCCUUCACAUGUGUUGGAAUCAGAUGACAUUCAGAUAAGGAAGGAUCUGAUAGUAAACACGGGACCGGUGCGGAUACUAGACUCCCAAGUGAAGAAGCUGCAAGGAAAGGAGAUCCAGACGAUGAAAGUACUUUGGGAUGAGGCUACUCAUGAGAUGACCUAA
This is a messenger RNA of Vigna unguiculata (cowpea), 579 nucleotides long. NCBI's taxonomy places the organism in Eukaryota, Viridiplantae, Streptophyta, Magnoliopsida, Fabales, Fabaceae. The record is from RefSeq and is a predicted model, not a curated record.